Molecule: messenger RNA, 1356 nt
Organism: Bursaphelenchus xylophilus (pine wood nematode)
Lineage: Eukaryota; Metazoa; Nematoda; Chromadorea; Rhabditida; Aphelenchoididae
Source: the annotation of a GenBank genome assembly
AUGGCGUUGUUAUGCUAUACCAUACUAAUUAUUGUCACUUGUCUAACUUGUGCGUCAAAUACUUACCCGCAGAGUGCUCAAUGUCAAUCAGAACACAAAGAUUGGGAAGAACGCAUGUCGUCCGACCCACAUAGCCCACUGAUUGACUGUAACAUGAUAGACGCUCGAUUCAUCGAGUGCGAAAACGUUGGAGCGAUUGUGCAGAGGAAUAAUUCAAAAGUAACCCAGCUUCUAUUGUAUGUUUAAGUGUUUAGGAGGGCGAAUACUGCCCGUUCUUUGGGCAGAAGAAUGGAGUUCUGCACAAGGUCAAUAUUACAUGCCGAGUCUUGCCUUGUAUUGAGUGUAGAGGAGAGAGGGAGUUCAAGCGACAAGUCCCUUGCGUUCAGUAAGUAAUUGCCGCUAAACCAAACUCUUUGCUGCGAGUUUCAAGAAUGCAAGAAAUGAAUUUGCCAUAGAAAAGUCGUAUGGAAGCUCAUUUUGGCCUAAGAUUGGCUCUUGGGGCCUCUAAAAAAAUUUUUAUAGAUGGGUUUCAUUGUACGAAACACAGCCAGUUUUGAUUAAAAAAAUCCUUGGCAACGAUUCGCGUACAACGAAACCUGUCUAUAACGAAAAAUUUCAAAGCUUGCUAGGCUUGAUUUUAUGCCAAAAAUGACCUGCGUAUCAGUCUGCCGGGAAAAUAAUGAGCAGUCUGUAGCAUUGAAAAUCGCAUCGUCGCCGAGAAAAGGGGUUGUGUCGCGGCAAAAUCCAACUGAUUUUCACUUCAGCGACGAGGAUCGGCGCAGCGACGUUGUUGUUUUUAUAAUCUGAUAUCACCCUGUCAGGAAAAUAAUGAGGACAAUGUCGCUGCGCCAAUCACGUCGCUGAAAUGAAAAGCAAUUUGACUUUGCGCUACACAAUUCAUUUUUCCGACGGUGAUGCGAUUUUUGGUGCGACAGAGUGCACAUUAUUUUCCCGACAAGUUGGUAAUAAGAGAAAUUCUGCAAAGCCCAAGUUAUACGCAAGUACGGCGUCUGUGGCCGGGAGAUCGCUCGAAACGCGGAGAGCAGCCAGGGGAGAAAGACUUUUAGUCCUAUCUUUGCCAGUUUCGCGUGGAAAAAAUUGAUUUUUUAUGAAGGCAUUAACUUCUAAAUUUUCAGUUAUUCCGGGCAUUUCUUCCUUUCAACCCUCCUCUAUUCAAUGUUCUUGGGGAUGCUGGCCGUCGACCGUUUCUGCCUCGGCUACUCAGCCAUCGCAGUUGGCAAACUCAUGACCUUAGGGGGUCUCGGCGUCUGGUGGGUGACGGAUUUCUUCCUCCUGAUCAACGGCAGUCUGAAGCCGGCCGACGAUUCGGAGUGGCAGCCAUGGACGCCCUUCUAA